Ostreobium quekettii is the source of this 687-nucleotide messenger RNA. The record is from the annotation of a GenBank genome assembly. Lineage: Eukaryota; Viridiplantae; Chlorophyta; Ulvophyceae; Bryopsidales; Ostreobiaceae.
AUGCCUCGGGCUCCAAUGCAGGAGGCAAAGCGAGGCAGGCAGCCUGUCCAGUCGCAGCCACUUGAUGUCAUCCUCAGCCUGCAGCGGCGAAUGGCGGCAACCCUGGCACACGUCGAGGUCCUGGCGCCGCCCUUCCACCGCGUGCUCAACUCCUUCAGGCCCCAGAGCAAAGGGGCCCUCUGCGGGCAGGGUGCACCGACGUGUCGGAAAAGCGUCUCGCGCAUCGGAGGGGCGCGGCGCGGGAGUUGCCAAGGCGCCAGCAGUUCAUUUGGCUUUCGGGAGGACGAGCAGACCGGCUGGGGCGCAGCCGAGGAGGGCCCCGUCGCUCGCAGCCGCGGCCGGCGGCAAACGGCAUGGCGACGAGCGUUCUUGUGGCUCCCGGAUGAGCGUCACUAUGCCCGAGGCCUUGGGGCACGUGGCUGGCCAUAUCCAAGCAGCGAGGCGCAGCAGCGGCCGCCUGCCGCUGGAUACGACGCAAGCCAGCGGGGUCAUCACCUCGUUCGGAGAAAGUGGCGGCCAGCUGCGGCAGCACGAGGGCCUCCCGCGUCGUUUCUCGUUCUGAAUUUCUUAGGCCAUCGAUUCAGCGGCCGGAGCUGGGGGCAUUCCCUUCUCGGGCAGACACAUGCAGGAGGUGAAUGCACGGGGGUGGGCGGUAGGAUGUUCGAGGAGUUCGCGCAAUUGUCAUAA